Sturnus vulgaris (Common starling) is the source of this 2859-nucleotide messenger RNA. NCBI's taxonomy places the organism in Eukaryota, Metazoa, Chordata, Aves, Passeriformes, Sturnidae. The record is from RefSeq and is a predicted model, not a curated record.
AUGGCGGGGCGCGGGCGGAGAGGGUGGCGGGAGCGCGAUGGAGUCGCGGGCGUUCCCCGUUCCGCCCCGUCGCCGUUCUCCCGUGGCUUCAUCCGCUUUAAGGCCACCUCCUGCGUCCCCCCCCCCUAUGACAUCACUGUGAAGUCCGGAGACCCUAAUUCCUCACCCAACGCCCUCCCGAUCCCCCCCGUGCCCUUCCCCAUAGACUCGGCCCGUGGGGGUCGUUCACAGGCCCCGGAGUGCGUCCGGCGCCAGAAGCGCCGGGAAUUGGACGCCAGGCGCAGCAAGUGCCGCAUCCGCAUCGGGGGGCACCUGGAGCGCUGGUGCCGCCUCAAAGAGCAGCUCGGAUUCGCCCUGCACUCCCAGUUGGCCCAGUUCCUCCUUGACAGGUACAGCUCUCAUGGCUGCACCUGGAGCCCGGGAGAGCUGGAGCGGCUCCAGCCAGCUGCACUGCAGCGCCUGGUUGUGCUGUCCCACGGCCAUGGCCAGGAGUGUGGCUUUGUGCCGGACAUCCAGCUGCCAGCACCAGGCAGCACAGCCCCGCUGGUUUGGGAGUGCGUGGCCGGGCACCGCUUCUCGUGGGGUGGCUCUGGGGGUCCCAACAGCCCCUCCUGUGACCCCCCAAAAGCGGCUCAGGGAUGCAGCCCCUCCCUGGGCGCUGGGCGCCGGCAUUUGCUCCGUAGGGCCACGCUGCCCUCCGACGAGGCCGGAGUGGAGGGAAUGGCCAGGUCACCCCAUGGUGAUGGGGAUCAGGGCGAGGAGCUGGGAGAUGGUGGUGACAGUGGUGGCACAGCCCCCCAGGUGACACUGGAACCGGGGCCUGUGGCAGCAGCUGGCAAGAGCACCAUCCUGGGGGAUGAUGUAGUGCCAGGAGCUGAGCCCCAAGAGGAAGAGGAGGACGAGGACUUUGCCGAGGGUGAUGACCUGGCCUACACCGAUGACUUGCGUGAUGAGAACUACCACCCAUCCCUGGACAGCAACUCAAAGCCACAGCGACGCCAGAGCCAACCCAAGGCCCGCAAGAAACCAAUCAAGGAGGAGCAGCCCCUGCUCGAGCCACCCUUGCCCAGCUCUGGCCCCUUGGAGGAGAAGAGCGGACAUGUCAGUUGCCAGCGGCAGCGACGGGCAAGUGACAAGGACAUGGCUCAGAUCGGCCCCAAGAGGAUCAGGAAGGCAGCAAAGCGUGAGAUCCUCCUGUGUGACUUUGAAGGCUGUGGCAAAAUCUUCUCCAACCGCCAGUACCUGAAUCACCACCAGAAGUACCAACAUGUGCACCAGAAAACCUUCACCUGCUCUGAGCCCACCUGUGGGAAGUCCUUCAACUUCAAGAAGCACCUGAAGGAACACGAGAAGCUGCACAGUGACAAGCGGGAUUACAUCUGUGAGUUCUGUGCGCGCUCCUUCCGCACCAGCAGCAAUUUGAUCAUCCACCGACGGAUCCACACUGGGGAGAAGCCACUCCAGUAAAACCACGCUGCCAACACCUGCAGCGAGUGCGGAAAGAUCUUCAGCCACAAAUCGGCCCUGGUGAAGCACCGGAAAAUCCACAGCGGCGACCGCCCGCACGUGUGUCCCGACUGCGGGAAGGGCUUCAUCCAGCGCUCCGACCUCACCAUCCACCGCCGUGUGCACACGGGCGAGCGGCCCUACAGCUGCCCCGAGUGCGGGCGCCGCUUCAGCGUCAGCUCCUCGCUGCUCACCCACCGGCGCACGCACAGCCCCGGCGCCGCCCGGCCCGACCGCUGCCCGCAGUGCGGCCGCAGCUUCGCCGACGCCGCGGCGCUGGCCCGCCACCAGAAGAGCCACCUGGGCGGGAAGCCCUUCGAGUGCGGCGUGUGCGGGAAGGCCUUUGCCUGGAGCUCCCACCUGGAGCGGCACCGCCGCGUCCACACCGGCGAGAAGCCCUUCCAGUGCAGCGAGUGCGGGCGAGCCUUCGCCUGGAGCUCCCACCUCGACCGCCACAUGCGCACCCACGCGGCGGCCAAACCCUUCCCGUGCGCGGCGUGCGGGAAGAGCUUCGGCUGGGUGUCACACCUGGAGCGGCACCGCCGCGUGCACACCGGGGAGAAGCCGUUCCGCUGCGGGGAGUGCGGGCGCGGCUUCGCCGUCAGCUCCCACCUGGAGCGGCACCGCAGAGUGCACACGGGUGAGCGGCCCUUCCGCUGUGGCGACUGCGGCAAGAGCUUCGCCGUCAGCUCCACGCUGCGGGCGCACCUGCGCACCCACGGCGCCCAGCCCGGCCGACCCCACGCCUGCCCCGAGUGUGGGAAGGGCUUCAGCUCCCUGACCGGGCUGGAGCGGCACCGGCGGCUGCACCGCGGCGAGAAGCCGUACCAGUGUGGGCUCUGCGGGAAGGGCUUCUCCUGGAGCUCCCACUACGACCGGCACCGGCUCACGCACACUGGGGAGAAGCCCUUCUCCUGCGCCCACUGCGGGAAGCGCUUCAGCCGCAGCUCCCACCGCAACCGGCACCAACGCGCCCACGCCCAGCGCGGCCCCGAGAAGCGCCACGAGUGCCCCGACUGCGGCAAAGCCUUCGGCCUCGGCGCGGCCCUGGCGGCCCAUCGGCGUCUGCACGGUGCCGGCGCUCGCAGCCCCCUGUCCCUGCUGCCUCCCGCGUGGUGGCAGGAUGAACAACGAGGGGGGACUAGCACACCCCCUGAGCUCUGGCCUGAGGAGCCCAGCUCUGCUUUGCAGAAGCAUCCCACGCCUUCCUCCUCUGCAGUGCCCAGGGGCUGGGUGGCUAAAGCUCUCCUGCCCCUCACUGGGGCAUGGAGGCCCGGGGAGGGGGACAACACGCAAAGCAAUGCCACAGCCCCACCGGAGCCCUGGGUGUCCCUUCCUUCUCCCAGCUCCUGA